Molecule: messenger RNA, 3681 nt
Organism: Microtus ochrogaster (prairie vole)
Lineage: Eukaryota; Metazoa; Chordata; Mammalia; Rodentia; Cricetidae
Gene: Arhgap11a
Product: Rho GTPase activating protein 11A
Biological process (GO): signal transduction
Molecular function (GO): GTPase activator activity
Source: RefSeq, a predicted model, not a curated record
GUUCGGGAUGUGGGAUCGGAGGUUGGUCAGGUUGGCCCUGCUGCAGCAGCUGCGGGCUGUGUACGGCAUUAAGGUCAAGGGUGGCCGCGGGCAGUGUGAUCGCAGAAGACGGGAAACUGCCGUCACGGAAAUAAGGGGUAAGAUAUUUGGAGUUCCUUUUAACUCAUUGCCUCAUUCAGUUGUUCCAGAAUAUGGACACAUUCCAAGCUUUCUUGUUGAUGCAUGCACAUCUUUAGAAGAGCAUAUUCAUACAGAAGGGCUAUUUAGGAAGUCAGGGUCUGUUAUUCGUCUGAAGGCACUAAAGAGUAAACUGGACCAUGGUGAAGCCUGCCUGUCUUCUGCACUUCCCUGUGAUGUUGCAGGUCUGCUUAAGCAGUUCUUCAGGGAGCUGCCAGAGCCUGUCCUACCGACUGAUCUUCAUGAAGCACUGUUCAAAGCGCAACAGUUAGGGGCGGAGGAAAAGAAUAAAGCCACAUUGUUGUUGUCAUGUCUGGUGGCAGAUCCUACAGUUGAUGUAUUAAGAUACUUCUUUAACUUUCUUAAGAAUGUUUCUCUUAGGGCAAGUGAGAAUAAAAUGGAUAGCAGCAAUCUUGCAGUGAUAUUUGCACCGAAUCUUCUUCAGACAAGUGAAGGCCAUGAGAAAAUGUCUGCUAACACAGAGAAAAAGCUACGCUUGCAGGCAGCAGUAGUGCAGACUCUCAUUGAUUGUGCACCGGAUAUUGGACGUGUGCCAGAUUUUAUCCUGGAAAAGAUACCAGCCAUGUUAGGUAUUGAUGGUCUCUGUACUACCCCAUCCCUGGAAGCCUUUGAAGAAGGGGAAUAUGAAACUCCUGGUGAAUGUAAGAGAAAAAGAAGACAAAGCGUUGGAGAUUUUGUUAAUGGAGCCCUAAAUAAACUUAAGUCUAGCAGAACACCCUCUAUUACACCUCAGCAAGAUAGAACUGCCCAGGCCUCUGUAUCACCAUUGAUUCUCACACCAAGUGUUAAGCGUAAACUGCCGGGAGAGUCUUCGCAUGCCUUCUCAAGUAAGAAAAGGAAGUCCAUCAGACACAACUUGAACUUUGAGCUGCUGCCAAGUCACCUCUUCAGCAGCAAUUCUACUCCAGUGUCAGUUCACUUUGAUACCAGCCCUGAAGGGUCUUCUCAGAGUUCACUCUCACCUAUCGCCAUGAGUGGAAACCACUUGAUCAGUACAGACCUAAGGCGAAGUAAAAGGAUUGCGAGCAAAAAGGUUUACAGGGUAGAAUCAGGAAAAGCAGGCUGCUUCUCUCCUAAGGUCAGUCGUAAAGAAAAGGUCCGAAGAUCUCUUCGUCUGAAAUUUAGCCUGGGGAAAAACAGAGAUUCAAAUGGAUGUUCUGUCAUCAAUAGAUAUGAAAAUGUUGGUCGACGACUAGCAAAUCAACAAAGUCUAAAAAAUAGGAUUGAAUCUGUAAAAACAGGUCUGCUUUUUAGCCCAGAUAUUGAUGAAAGAUUGCUAAAGAAAGAUGCAGAAAAGAUGAGUAAAUCUGAGGAACACUUGUUGACUCCAGAUGGACUAGAUGGAGCAGAUUACAGGAUGUCUUGGACAGAACCCAGUAAUUCAAGCUUUCAAGACAUGGGUGUAGAUGGAUCUUCUCCAAUAAUGAGCAACCCUGAGGUGAAGAACUUUUCUUUGGAACCCGAUAUUACUGUUGAAAGCUCACCAGUUGUGUCACGUGAGCUCAGACCUUCCCCCAUCCACAGCCAACCUGACAGCAGUGUCCUUAGUGGGGAUGAAAGUAACCUGACCUCUGAGACCUUGCUGAAGAUUCAGAAAGCCUUUUCUGAGUCUGGGAGUGAUCUUCAUACACUGAUAAAUCAGGGGCAGUCAUCAGUAACCGACAAGGGGGAGGAAAGUGAGGCCAGCGAUGAGACUGUGAGGGGCGCAAAGGGAGACGAUGGGCACCAUCCUGGGGAAGGCGAGCGCUGCGUUCCAGAAGGAGAGAUCUCUUCAUAUCAAAGUCCACAACUUAGUAGAGAAGCAAGUAUAGAAUUUCACUCGACUCAGAUGAAGGUGGAGCAUGAAGAAGACAUCCAUUCGGAAGUACCAAAAGCUGACUUCAUCCAGCAAGAACUCCCCAGUGAGGAGCAAACAAAGGAACCACAGUCCCCAAGGAACCAACUAAAUACUCAGUCAGCAGGGAAUGAGACUGUGGCAGCAGAGGAGGUCUCUGAGGCAGGUGGCGCUGCUGGGGAAGAUGAGGCUCACUCCUCUUUAGAGCAGAGUACCUGCCCUGUGAUUGUCCUUUCAAAGCCUCAGCCCCAGAGGCUCACUAAGCAGCGGUCACUGGUGAGAAAAUGCGACACUGCAGUUCCCGGAGCUUCGCAAAUGAUGGAACAUGGAAAGGUUUCUGAUCACAUCCAAUGGUUUAAUAAACUUUCUCUAAAUGAACCAGACAGAGCAAAAGUGAAGUCACCUCUGAAAUUCCAGCGUACUCCUGUACGUCAGUCUGUCAGAAGAAUUAAUUCUUUGUUGGAGUAUGGCAGGCAACCUGUGAGGCAGAAGUUGGCAGUCCUUGGCGAUGCAGCUUCUCCUCUGGUAAAGUCAGUGAGCUGUGAUGGUGCUCUUCCCUCUUGUGUAGAAAGUUCAUCAAAAUACUCCUCUGGUUCCUCUACUAAAUUAGGUCCUGAAGCACAGACGUCUAUGUCAUGUGAUGAGUCAAAUGAUGCAAUUUCAAAAUCAAGUGUUGAAUUAGCUUCUAAAUCUUUCUCAAAAAUUAAGAGACAUCCAGAUCCUGGCCAUGCUUCUCUUGGAACUACUAGACUCUGUAAACAGGAGAGCAAAUCUGGUGGCCAAAUUAAGUUUCCCUUGGAUGAUCUCACUAAUCAUGAUAGAUCAAAAUUUGUAAAUAAUACAGCUGGAAUAAAAAACAGAGUUCUUAGGAAGCCAUCAGAAAAAGAAAGGGUCUGGUACAAAGGUUCUCCCAAAAAUCCUAUUGGAAAGACUCACCUACUGCCAACGAGUAAGCCUGUAGACUUGUAACGGAUGCAGUGCUUGUCAUCCCUGUAAAUAAGGUUAGCAGUUGGUGGGAUGGUCUGCAGGGUAGUUGUGUGCGAGUGUGUAGCUAUGGAUGCUGGGUAAGCAGCUUUUCUCUGAAGCAGUCUUGCUGCCGCAACAGUGUGUAUUUCCGUACUUACACCUAAGGCUACUUUGUUUUUCUUUAUUACUGAAGACUGAACUUUAUUGUGAUUUCUUGGAGCAAAGGUUAUAAUUAACUCUUAAAGGAAUUGUUGGCUAGAUUUAUUUAAAAGGGGCAUGAUUUUUGUUUUGCAUGUCUGAUAGGAAGUUGUGCCUGUUUUUGGUUAUUCCUCCAAGUAAGGACAUUGUCCAUUUCAAAUCUACUAUGUUAAGGGAAUGGGUUAGCCCUGCAAAUCUUGUGUCUUGUAUUAUAUUCAUGUUUGUUGUCCUGACCUAAAUCCUAGGUGUUGAUUUGCCUCAGCAGUACGCUAACACUUAUUCCUGUUCAUGGCAGAGGAAUUUGAUUAGUGUCUCCUGAAGGUGUAUACAAAGUUUCGCUUGAAUUUUGAAUUAAGGACAGAGGUUAAAUCAGAAUGAUGACUAGCUACAUUUAUACAUUAUGAUGCUGAAGUAAUUGAGUAAUUUUAAGCAUAUUUCAUUUUUGAAGGUAAUUUUGAUCUGUUUUAUCCAAUAUGAAAAUAAAG